UUCAUCAAAAUUUUAGGGUAAAAAUUGAAAAAUUGAAGAGACGGAUGAUUGUGGAAAUUGCAAUUUUCCCACGAAAAAAGAAAGAAAAAGGGAAAAAAGAAUCUGCCUUGGAUUUCUCAUGUAUAAAGCAAGAUCUCGAAGAAAAUUCCCCGAUGAUUCCAUGGACUGUAAACAGUCGGACUUGAUGGAGGCUGAAUUUUCGGCGAACGGAGCCGUCGCCGGCGAUUCUGUCCGCGAAUUACUCACAUUAGCUCGUCAAUUCAUCAAUCAACGGAAGCCUUCUCAAGCCCUCCAAGCGUUUGUAAUGGCAAUGAGAACCCAAGGUGGGGAUGCAGCAGUCUUUCAAUCGUUGCACCGUGCUGGUGAGCUGUACAGAACUCGAUUGCGGGAAACUGCAGAUGUUGAUCAACUUGCUUCUAUAUUUGCAGAGUGUGCUAUAGCUGAAGCUCAGCCUCUGAACCCUGAACCUGGAGAAUGUAACAUGUCUAGCUCAUCGGUUGUUGAUGCUCACGGUAAUUCUAUACUGGCAGAAACUGGUAGGAUGCAAGUUGUUAUGGAUGCAUUCUCAGAUGGGAGCAGUUUUAUUUGUUUGCAAUGUGGCGGUCUUGUUAGUAACCAUCGCAAAGAUGAGCACUAUGCAUAUUGGUGUGCUCAGAUCUAAGUUGUGUUCGGAUAUCAAUGCUCAAACUUGUAUUUGUACAUGCCACAGCUUCUUCUGUUCAAGAGAGAGGGAGAACAAAAAAGGUACAAACAGUGAGCUGCCGCAUUUCUGGGCAGAAAAUGAUUGUAUUGAGAUAACUCCUUUUCCUUUUCCUUUUCCAAUGGUAUUUUAAGGCCUACCUGGAUUUCCAGAUAACAUCCACUGGUUAUCAGUACUUGCCAUGCUCUUAUUGUUUAAUUCUUCAAAGAAGGCGUUAUCA
Cucurbita moschata (crookneck pumpkin) is the source of this 920-nucleotide messenger RNA. RefSeq lists its product as uncharacterized. Bases 119 to 661 code for a protein of 180 amino acids. Lineage: Eukaryota; Viridiplantae; Streptophyta; Magnoliopsida; Cucurbitales; Cucurbitaceae. The record is from RefSeq and is a predicted model, not a curated record. The transcript has 2 exons.